This is a messenger RNA of Peronospora belbahrii, 435 nucleotides long. NCBI's taxonomy places the organism in Eukaryota, Oomycota, Peronosporomycetes, Peronosporales, Peronosporaceae. The record is from the annotation of a GenBank genome assembly.
AUGACCUUCAAACGCGCCGAAGUCCUCCUUGGGAAUGGGACAUAUUACCACUGGGAGUAUAACAUGCGCAUGACAGUGGCACGCAAGGAUCUACUGGGCAUGUUGAGGUGUGGUGUGGAGAUACAGCAACAGACCAACAUUUGGUCUGUGACGAGUGCGAUGCAUGCGUGGGGUGUGCUACAAGACUUCUAUAACCGUUCCACGCUCCGUAACCGUGUCACGAUAACACGUCGUCUCCAUGCAUUUAUAAAGGAGAGUGGUGAUACUCGAAAGAUUCGAAGCGGAUAUUCUGAAUCGUACCACAGUUGGAAGGCAGUCAUCAAGGGGUCGGACGUACCUACCACCGAAUACGGGGGUACUGCCAUUGAAUGGGUCUAUUUUGAAGUGUUCAAUGAUAUGUGGGUACUUGUGUGGAUUGUGAGACUGGGAAAUUAG